Molecule: messenger RNA, 1494 nt
Organism: Geosmithia morbida
Lineage: Eukaryota; Fungi; Ascomycota; Sordariomycetes; Hypocreales; Bionectriaceae
Exons: 3
Source: RefSeq, a predicted model, not a curated record
GAAGACAAGAAGCGCCCUGCCGCUCUAAACCUCACGCCAACCCGCACAGGAACUGGCGACUCGACAUCAUCAUCGGAAACUUCGCUCAAGGUCCGCACUCCUCGCUUCGCAGAGGCCACGUCUGUUCACUCGCCCGUCGACGGCAAGUCGCCAUUUGCCGACCCCGAGAAGUCGGAGGUCGUCCAACCGCAGGUCGGGGACGUUGGUUUCGGAUACAUUGGUGCUGGUGGUCAGGAGAAGACAACUACGGUCAACAUACCGAUGACGCCCAAGUCACCCCUCAAGAGCGCCAUGAAGGUUCCCGGCACCCCGGGGAGGCACUUCAACGCCAACAACAACCCCCUCAGCCCCACGUUCCGCGAGGAGGAAAUUCUGGAGAAGCGUGAGGGCUUGACCGACAAGGAACAGGCCCGCGAUGUCAGAAUCAAGAUGCGAGUUCGUCUGGCCAAGGUUGCCCUUCGCGGAGUCAACUUUAGCUGCUCGCUCAUCGUCGUGUCCAUGAUGUCGGCGACCUUUGCGAUUUUCAACGCCACAAGGUCCCUGCCCCAGCAGAGCACCAUGCCCUCAUGGGCCACAACGACCAACCCGUGGCCUCAGAUCCUCGUCCUCGUUGUGGCCUGUCUGUCCCUCCUCGCCUCGAUAGUCAUUCUGGCAGCCUACUGCCGUGGAGGACACAAGCGAGCUGAGAAGGUGACGACUUACUACACCAUGUUUGCUCUCGCAUGGUUCACCUUCAGCAUGGGUCUCUGGGCCGUUACCGCCGCUCUCUUCCAGCACUCGCGCAACAGCUCCGGCAACAAGGACAUGUGGGGUUGGGCGUGCGUCGAGAACACCCGCUCGGCCGUAUACUCGGACAAGGUCGAUUACCAGCUCGUGUGCCGCCUGCAGAACUGGUCCAUCAUCUGCAUCAUCAUCGAGAUCGUGGUGGAGGUCAUCAGCAUCCUGCUCUACAGCGUCGUCUUUUACCGCUACUACACCAAGCGCCGUCUCGCCAAGUCCAUGGACAUGAGGGACCGCGCCCGCACGGACCUGUACCUCGCCCAGCUGCGCUCCCAGUCCGCUCCCAACACGCCCGGCUUCGCCGGCCCCAAAUCCCCCGCCCUCAGCAGCUACGCCAUGUCCCCCCGCCACCCCCCCGGCUCCGCCUACCGCAACCUCGGGGACAUCGAGGAGUCCCCCUUCACCCCGGGCGGCCGCGUCGCCGUCCCGCAGUCCCAGUUCGCUCCCACUCCGCAGACCGACUUCAAGCUGCAGGCUCCCCCCUCAAAGGCCCGCUCUGCCACCCCCAAGGUGAAGCAGGCUGGCUUCGUGGCUGAGGACCAGCCCGUCCCCCACCACCAGUCUCAGCUUCAGUCUCAGCCCACCCCUCACCAAGCCGCUCCUGUGGCAGACGACGAGCCCAUCUACGACGCCGUGCCUAUACCCGGUGCCUAUGCUGGUCAGGCCAUCAAGAGUCCUCCUCCGAAUCAGUCUUUUUUUGGGCAGGCCCAAUGA